CACACAAGUAGCCGCAUUUACCGCAGUUACCUUGUGCGUGUUUUUUAAAAUGUUCGAGUCAGAACAACUUUUGAACACGCCAGAAAUUCGUCUAAAUGGUUCUCAACGUGAUGAAUUUCGAAAAUAUCUUGAAAAGUCGGGAGUUAUUGAUGCUUUAGCUAAAGUUUUGAAUGAGCUUUAUGAUGAACCAGAAAAACCAACCAAUGCUAUAAAUUUUGUAAAACAACAUUUUGGUGGUGUACAAACCGUAGAUAUGGAUUCAGACUACAUAUCUAAUUUAAAAAGAAGAAUCAUAGAUCUUGAAUUUGAAGCCGGCGAUCUUAAGAAUAAGCUUGCCAAAAAAGAAGAAGAAAAUGAAGAAUACAAAUAGAAAUUAAAUGAAGAAAAAGCAGAUAAGAAAUCGUUGGUGUUUUCAUUUUUUACGAUGCUUUGUAUAAUAUUUACUACAUAUAUUGCACGAUUUUUU
Hydra vulgaris (swiftwater hydra) is the source of this 466-nucleotide messenger RNA. RefSeq names its product c-Myc-binding protein homolog. NCBI's taxonomy places the organism in Eukaryota, Metazoa, Cnidaria, Hydrozoa, Anthoathecata, Hydridae. The record is from RefSeq and is a predicted model, not a curated record. Gene Ontology annotation, biological process: regulation of DNA-templated transcription. Gene Ontology annotation, molecular function: transcription coactivator activity. Gene Ontology annotation, cellular component: nucleus.